UUUUCAAAAGAUAGCAAUGUUAAAUUAUAAAUAUUUUAAGAAUUAUGGCUUUGCUGGAAUUAUCUUGUACUCAAUCAUGAACUUACGGUCUCUGUAUAUAGGAGUGACCCACUUUUUUGUAUCAAAUCCUCAUUUUUCAAGAGUUUUGCACAGAAAAUUGUACUCACAGAUACGCUUCUGGAAGCCACCUCUAUCAAUAAUAUACUUUAUCUCUGUAAAAUUCAACGUAAGCGGGCUUUCUUGAGCUAUAAGUUUUGCUAAAAUCUCAAAAGACGACCUUUUCGUCACUAUAAACCGAUACUUUCACGUCCCAAAGAACCUCGAUUCCCGGAUAAAAUCCACCCCUUGUGGCGUAAUAUCCCUCAUCACGAACAAAUGUGGUUGAAACUCUCUAAAAUAAUACGUAAUCUCUUCCUUCAUCUCUUCCAAAAACUUCCUGGUCUUCUUGCACAACAAGUUCAACAGAUAAGCUACGUGCGGGUAAUUUCCAAAAUAUUUUAGAAUAUUUAUACUGUUACUGAACUGG
Messenger RNA from Moneuplotes crassus, 526 nucleotides. The record is from the annotation of a GenBank genome assembly. Lineage: Eukaryota; Ciliophora; Spirotrichea; Euplotida; Euplotidae.